Messenger RNA from Ambispora gerdemannii, 984 nucleotides. The record is from the annotation of a GenBank genome assembly. NCBI's taxonomy places the organism in Eukaryota, Fungi, Glomeromycota, Glomeromycetes, Archaeosporales, Ambisporaceae.
AUGGAAAAUAAACGUAAACAAUCUACAUCACCAACCAUGCCUGUGCCCGAGUUCCCGUCUGAUACGCUUCUCUUGCUUUAUGACCAAGGCACAGAAAAAAACAUUAAUAUAACCAAAGAAAAUUCUUUCACACUCAAUGGUAACUCGGCUAUAAAUAAAUACAUGACACCAACACUAACACGACGGAAAAAGGAGGAGAAAUCGUUCAGGCGGUUGAAAUUUUCAAAUUUGGGUCCUCCUCUUCGAGUAAAACUUUCGGCAAACGAGAUAAUAGAAGAAAUAACCGAAAAAGAAGAGAAUGAAGCGCCUCCGCAACAAACAAUCUUAGUAUCUAUAAAAGAUGAAGCAACUGGUAAAGAAAAUAUUUUACCACCAAUAAUUCAGCAAGUCUCCACUAAUGCGCCGAAUUCGAAUAAAUCAGGAAAGAUUUUUAAAGUCAACAGUAAUGAAUUUCAACUGUUACAUCUUAUUGGUCGAGGUGGCACGAGCAAAGUGUACAAGGUCCAGCAUGAAAACGGACAAAUAUACGCUUUAAAAAAGGUCAUUUUUACUCCGGGCGACCAAUCUUCGUAUUCAUGUUACAUCAACGAGGUAAAUCUAUUAAGAAAACUCGCGAAUCGCGAGAGUAUUGUCCGACUAUACGACGCAGAUAUUAAUUGUGAGAAAGGAUACUUAUUGAUGUUGAUGGAAUGCGGCGAAAAAGACUUGGCAAAUGUACUAAGUCAAUCUAGAAAUAAUAAUUCAUUAAAUUUGGAACAAAUAAAAAUAUAUUGGAAACAGCCUGCUAAUUUCAUAAUAGUCAAUGGUUCAUUAAAGUUAAUCGAUUUUGGAAUAGCAAAAAUCAUUGCGUUAGAUAAAACCAGUGUUCAUACCCGUUCUCAGAUAGGAACUCCCAAUUACAUGUCACCCGAAGCUCUCUGUGGAAUCAGUGGGACUUCCGGAGCAAAAACAAUAAAGGACCUGCAUGUGAUGUAUGGUCCUUAG